Galendromus occidentalis (western predatory mite) is the source of this 2785-nucleotide messenger RNA. Its product is annotated as ankyrin repeat domain-containing protein 11. Gene Ontology annotation, molecular function: protein binding. NCBI's taxonomy places the organism in Eukaryota, Metazoa, Arthropoda, Arachnida, Mesostigmata, Phytoseiidae. The transcript has 10 exons. Bases 1 to 2565 code for a protein of 854 amino acids. The record is from RefSeq and is a predicted model, not a curated record. Gene Ontology annotation, cellular component: nucleoplasm.
AUGGUCUUCUGCGUCAGGCAUAUCGAUCCAGCGAAGAGUUCCCCGAAGGAUCCGGUGACCCCAAAAGAUACACGCAGCGAGAGACGGAACAUUCGCGGGGAAACUCCACUGCACGUCGCAUGUAUCAACGGUGACUACGAACAAGUGAAACGGCUCAUUGAACAAGGAGCGAGCGUCAACACCUCGGACCAUGCGGGGUGGACCCCACUCCAUGAAGCGAGCAACAGAGGUUGGUAUAAAGUUGCGAGACUGCUGAUAGCUUCCGGAGCGAACGUCAACGCACGCGGUCAACUGAACCAGUUCACCCCGCUCCACGACGCUGCAGUCAAUUCGCACCUACAGAUUGUGAAGCUGCUUCUCCGCUACGGCGCAGACUCCGAAGCUCUGACCGCAGACGGGAAAACGGCUCUCGAACUUUCCACACAUCCGAAAGUCGCCGAAUUCCUCUCACAAUGCCAUUCCUCGGUCAACUUUGAGCACAAAACUUCCCCACCUGGAACCCCUCGCGCACCUCUCUUCGGUGGCUGCCGAAGAGGACUCUUCAGAGCUGACUCUCAAGACAUCGAACCCGACGGUCGGCACGAGAACGUCUUCACUGACACCGGAGCGGUUCUGGACAUGUCCGAGCCGGUAACGUCCGAAACCCCGGAAACGCCAGUCAUGUCGGCUAACCAAGGUGCUCCGAAUGUUAAGGAAAAAUCUGUUUCCAUGUCAGAAGAAAGCGCGACAAAUCGCAGUCCGAGUACUGCUAACAGCGCUGAAGAUACGCAGCCGAAAGCGACGCAGUCAUCUGGGGAGAGCCUCGGGAAUGAAAUCUCAGACACAGAGGCUCAAAAUGUCGCAUCGGACCUCCUAAUGGCGAGUAACUCCGAUGCAGAAGCGAACGCUGCCGAACGAGAGAAUCCGUGUGGCAGCUCGGAUUCGGCGGGAGCUCCCGGUACGAAGGACGAGAAGACAGAGGACUCGGAUACGGCGGAGUCUGAUCAGAAGUCCUUCCAGGGUAAGAAACGACGUCGCAGCGUUGAGAAAGAUGUUUCACCAGCACCGGGCAGCUCGAUCAACGACCGCCAGACCGCUCCCGAAAAAUCGAAGACCGAAGGAAGCAAGGCAAGCGCUCGUUCGCCGAGACCGAAAAAACAGAAGGGCGCACGGAAAGAAGAAAAGACACAGCUUCCAGCCGCGUCGCUCGAGGACUCUUCGAAGGACGACGUACCGGAUCAACUGAAGACGAGCAGCAACGAUAAAAGCAACAGCAGCUGCAGCAGCGACGUCGAGGCUCAGGACAAGGAUGCUGCAGAUGGACUCAAAGUACCCCCUCUGAAAAUUGUCUUACCCCAGUUGUCGGGGGAGAAAGAAGUGACAAGCGAUGUGCCAGCAGUACCGGCUACGAAAGGGAAACAAUUGCCCUACAUCGUCAAUAGCCCGCUCGCAGCAGGUUCGCCCCAGCCUCCUAGCCCAGCUUCGAAUUCCCCUCUUGAGACAAAAGAACAAAGGGAAGAAAGUAAACGUGUGACCCGGAGCAGCCAGAGGGCCCAGCUGCACGAUAACGAUGAUCAGUCCGAGGAAGUCAUGGCCCCGACGACGGGGAAAACCCAUCCUCGCAAGAGGAAAAUGAGGAACACCAGAGGCACUGCCGCUGCGGCCGCCAAUCAGAGGGAUUCGGGUAGAGCAUCAUCGACAGUCGGCAACGAGAAACCCUGUACGGCCACGAACGAUGAAGAGACCCAAGAGUCGCUGCCUCCCCCAGAGCCCACCCCAACCAGAGAUUACUUUGGGGAGCCAUCCACAAUGUUCAACCCCUAUCAAGCGCUGAAGAAUAUCCGCCGCGCGGUCGAUAAACGGCGAAUCGCUCAGAUUGAAACAACCAUCACACCUGAAGCACCUAAGCAUUUCAAGAAAUUCCUUCUGAACAAAUGCACCUAUGCCCUCGAUGGUAGUCCAGCGUCUCGUUUGAGCGUGCCCCGCUUCCCACCCCCGUCAACGCUUCCGGGUGAAUUGAGAGAUCUGUUCCAGCAGCAGGAGGAGGAGAGAUAUCGCCUGCGCCUUCAACAUGUUAUGGAGAAAGACAAAAUUAUUCUGGCUUGCGAGCAAGAGAUUCUCCGGGUGAAUGCUCAAGCAGCCCGAGCUACGGCAGGACAAACAAUACCCCUCUCCGUCACGUGCGUUCUGAGGGACCUCGAAAUUUACAACACGCUGGAUCCCGAGUCGAAUUUGUACAAUCCCCGAACCGGCAUGACAGCAACUAAUCCGCUACUCGAGAACGACAAGAAAGAUUUGAGUCGUUACAAUGGACGCGUAUUCACAUCUUGGCUCCAAGAUGUUGAGGAUAAAUGGGAACGGAAUAAGGAGGCAAUGCUAUUGAGGCACCACAGCGAAACCGAAGCUCUGCGAGCCGUGCAAAAGAUGGACUGGGAGUGGAAUGCCAAGCAACGACUUGAAGAAGCGCCGAAGACUCUACCAGUCGACAGUAAAACCGACGUUCGAGAGGGGCUUUGCGCGCUGGAUAUCAAUAUCUGCGUUCCCAUGGUUGAAGUGAAUGAUGAUUUCGAGCUACUGCCGUCGUGAGAAGUUCUUAUCAAAGGACUCAGCGAUCGCUCGCCCCGAUAUUGUUGCUUCGUGAGAUGCUUAUCAUUCUUUCAUCUCCGGAGUGAACCAGCUGUGCUCAUUAAUUAAAUACCGAUAUUUCCCAACUUCGGGUGACGAGUUCCAUUCCCGGCCGAUCUGACUGAGUUCGGUUCCCCUUUGUAUCAUAAUUAUAUAAUAAUAGUUUGAUGUCCUCGGAGAA